Molecule: messenger RNA, 2156 nt
Organism: Saprolegnia parasitica CBS 223.65
Lineage: Eukaryota; Oomycota; Saprolegniomycetes; Saprolegniales; Saprolegniaceae
Exons: 3
Coding region: 22-2115 (697 amino acids)
Cellular component (GO): nucleus
Molecular function (GO): nucleic acid binding; RNA helicase activity; ATP binding
Source: RefSeq, a predicted model, not a curated record
GCCAUUUGCACCGAGCCCAGCAUGAGCGACGACGAGAUCGACCCGCUGGACGCGUUCAUGGCCGGAAUCGAGGCCCAGGUCGAGGUCGAGAAGGCAGAGCGCCGGCCUCGGAUCGAGCGAUGUACCUUCGAGGAGGAAGAGAAGGACGCGACGACGGCCAAGGCCAUGCCCAGCGCUGCCCAAGUGUUUGAGGAAGACGUCGAGGACCGCAUGAGCAAGAACCAAGACAUGCAAGAGAUCGAAGCGCUCGACCACUCGAAGAUCGCGUAUGAGCCAUUCCGGAAAGCGUUCUUCAAGCCGACCAUUGCAAUGACGCCAGAAGAGGUGCAAGCGGCGCGGCGCGAGCUCGACAUUCGGGUCGAGCUGCCGGUCGGGUGCGACGACGUGGGGCCGAUCCGAUCGUUCAUGCACGCCGGCUUUAGCCGCCAGAUCCUCGCGUUGCUCAUGAAGCAUGGUCUCGAAGCGCCGACGCCGAUUCAGUCCCAAGCGUUCCCGCUGGCGCUUUCGGGGCGCGACCUCAUAGCGAUCGCGCAGACCGGGUCCGGGAAGACGCUCUCGUUCGUGCUGCCAAUGAUGGUGCACAUCAUGGACCAGCGGUAUCUCGAGAAGGACGAGGGACCGAUAGCGAUUGUGCUCUCGCCGACGCGGGAGCUCGCCCAUCAGAUCUACGUUGAAGCCAAGAAGUUUAGCAUGGACGCCAACUGCGCAGCCAUUUACGGCGGUGCGGGCAACAAGUGGGACCAGAUCCAGUCACUCAAGAAGGGCGCGGAGAUCGUCGUCGCGACGCCUGGUCGCCUCCUCGAGCAUCUCCGGAAGCGCGUCAUCAAGUCCCUUUCUCGGGUCACCUUUGUCGUCCUUGACGAAGCCGACCGCAUGUUUGAGAUGGGCUUCGAAGCACAGCUCCGGUCCAUCUUGGGGCAGAUUCGACCCGAUCGACAGACGCUGCUCUUCUCGGCGACCUUUCGCAAGCGCAUAGAGGCUUUGGCGCGCGACGUGCUGACCAAGCCCGCCAAGAUCAUUGUGGGGACCGUCGGGCAGGCCAACGAUGAAAUCAAGCAAGUCGCGGUUGUGCUCCCAAACCCCGCAGCCAAGUGGAAUUGGCUCAUUGCAAAGCUUCCGGAGCUCGUAUCGCAAGGAAAGCUCCUCGUUUUUGUCAGUAGCAAGGCUGGCGUGGACGAAGUCUCGACGAACCUCAACGACCACCCGAUCAAACUCACUUGCGUGUCGCUCCACGGUGACAAGUCGCAGUACGACCGAUCCGACGCGCUCCAUCGCUUCAAAACGAGCGCGUGUCCGAUUCUGAUUGCAACGGACGUGGCGGCGCGCGGUCUCGACAUCAAGGACGUUCGCAACGUUGUCAACUACGACGCAGCCAAGUCGAUCGACACACACGUGCACCGCAUCGGGCGCACGGGCCGCAUGGGCGUCGACGGCGUUGCGCCAGGCACCGCGUAUACGCUCUUGACACCGAACGACGUCGAGUUUGCCGGCCACCUCGUCAACAACAUGGACGGCUCGCGCCAAAGCGUCGUCGGCUCGGACCUCCUCCACCUUGCGGCGCGGUCUCCCCACUUUCAUCGCCGCCACGCACCGCGCGCUUCCCAUCCGGACGAUGACGACGACGACGAGAUUGAUGCCGUCGAGCGCGAGUAUGCGAUGGCCAUGACGCAACCAAAGUCCAAGCAGGAGCAGCGCCAGGGCCUCGGCUUUGGUUUUCAGAGCAAAAAGAAGGGCGGACCACCCGCAAAGCGAGGCAUGGGCCUCGGAUUCGUGGCGGCGUCCAGUGCCAGCAAAGCCAGCGCGGCCGCUCCGAUGUGCAUCGAACAGACCUUUGGCUUUGUACGGGGCUCAGCCCCGCCGGCGCACCACCCACCUCCAGCGUACCACCCUCCACCAGCGUUCAGCCCACCUCCAGCGUACAGCCCUCCACCAGCGUACAGCCCGCCGCCCGAGUCCCGUCCCGCUGCUGUCGUAGGUAGCAGUAGUAGCAGUAGCGGUAGUGGUCUCGCCCAUGUGCCCGAGCGGAAACGCAGUCGGUGGGGUAUGCGCGAAGCCGACGCGGUCGUCGAGCCCGCGCCCCGGGUCAAGAAGAGUCGAUGGGGGCCCGCGACGUAAUACGAUUGCAAUCCUUUCAGCAUUCUCAUCAUCAUCACGCA